This is a messenger RNA of Anneissia japonica, 6363 nucleotides long. Its product is annotated as hyalin-like. NCBI's taxonomy places the organism in Eukaryota, Metazoa, Echinodermata, Crinoidea, Comatulida, Comatulidae. The record is from RefSeq and is a predicted model, not a curated record. Gene Ontology annotation, molecular function: protein binding; calcium ion binding. The coding region runs from base 1 to 6363 and encodes 2120 amino acids. The transcript is spliced from 29 exons.
AUGGAACCACCAGAUCUUGAAUGUCCACCAAGCCAAAAUCUAGUAGACUGUGAACCCCCGGUUGUGACAUGUCCACAAGAUCAGAAUCUGGAUGGUGGUGAAUCAUGUGCCGCUACCGCCUACUGGGAUUCCCCAGAUGUGAGUGACAACUAUGAAGAUGAUCUUAUUGCUGUUUGUGAUUAUACAAAUGGUUCUAUAUUUCUUGAAGAGAGCACAAAUGUGACUUGCAAUGCUACUGAUAAGUUUGGUAACACAGGGAGUUGUUCGUUUACUAUUUACAUUAUUGAUAACUUGCCGCCUAAUCUCGUAUGUCCUGGUGAUGUGAAUGUAUGUAAUGAUGACGGUCUUAAUAACGCCAGCGUUACUUGGAAGCCAGCCAAUGUUACUGACAACUGUUGUGAGAAUGUUGUAGCGGAUGCAAACUAUACCAAUGGAUAUUCGUUUGAAAUUGGUACUACUGUGGUGGAGUACUCAUCAAGUGACUGUGACAAUCUCAUGACUACAUGUCAGUUCAGUGUGGUUGUCAGAGAUUGUGACGCCCCUGAUUUUACUUGCCCGGAUGAUUUGGCUCCCCAUGACGCUGAUGAUAGCUGUCAGGCAAAUGUCACUUGGAAUGCGGUAACAGCAGACGACAACUACGAUAGUGUUGUAGAUGUUGACUGUGAUUUGAGUCCUGGUACUUUUCCUUUAGGAAAUUACACUGUGCAGUGCAGUGCUUCAGAUUUGGCAGGCAAUACAGGCAACUGUUCUUUCAAUUUCUACAUUCUUGAUACUGUUGCACCAGGAAUAAUAUGUCCAUCCAAUGUGACGAUUUGUGCCGAAUCAGGAAUGUCUUCUGCCAUAGCUUAUUGGGACUUACCAACUACUUUUGAUAACUGCUGUGAUGUUAGCGCCAUACCUGAUAUAGACAAUGGCACAACAUUUGGGAUGGGACCUAACACGGUGACUUACACAGCUGUUGAUUGCAAUUCUAAUGGUGCCCAAUGCACAUUCAUUAUUACUGUAGAAGAUUGUGAACCACCAAUGAUCAUGUGCCCAGACAAUGUUACAAUUGAUGCCAAUGAUAACUGCACUGCUGUUGGUAACUGGUCCAUGGCAACAGCUACAGACAUAGCAGUGGGACAAACUGAUGUUGUAUGCAGUCAUCAGGCUUUGAUUAGCGAGUUUGAAGGUGGAAGUACCAAAGUAAUGUGUAAUGCAACUGAUGGUGAAGGAAACACUGGUUCUUGUUCUUUCUAUGUGGAUGUUGUUGAUACAACGGCACCUGAAAUAACAUGUCCAUUAGAUAGGACUAUUUGUGCUGAGCCGGGAAUGUCUACUGGCAUAGCUUAUUGGGACACACCAACAACGUCUGAUAACUGUUGUGAAUAUAGCACAAUAUCCUCUAAUAUAGAGAAUGGUACAUCUCUCCAGUUGGGACCUAACAAUAUAACAUACACAGCUGAGGACUGCAACGGCAAUAGUGCUGAAUGCACAUUUGUUAUAACUGUAGAAGAUUGUGAACCACCAAUGAUCAUGUGCCCAGACAAUGUUACAAUUGAUGCCAAUGAUAACUGCACUGCUGUUGGUAACUGGUCCAUGCCAACAGCUACAGACAUAGCAGUGGGACAAACUGAUGUUGUAUGCAGUCAUCAGGCUUUGAUUAGCGAGUUUGAAGGUGGAAGUACCAAAGUAAUGUGUAAUGCAACUGAUGGUGAAGGAAACACUGGUUCUUGUUCUUUCUAUGUGGAUGUUGUUGAUACAACGGCACCUGAAAUAACAUGUCCAUUAGAUAGCACUAUUUGUGCUGAGCCGGGAAUGUCUACUGGCAUAGCUUAUUGGGACACACCAACAACGUCUGAUAACUGUUGUGAAUAUAUCACAAUAUCCUCUAAUAUAGAGAAUGGUACAUCUCUCCAGUUGGGACCUAACAAUAUAACAUACACAGCUGAGGACUGCAACGGCAAUAGUGCUGAAUGCACAUUUGUUAUAACUGUAGAAGAUUGUGAACCACCAAUGAUCAUGUGCCCAGACAAUGUUACAAUUGAUGCCAAUGAUAACUGCACUGCUGUUGGUAACUGGUCCAUGCCAACAGCUACAGACAUAGCGGUGGGUGAUAUUGAUGUUGUAUGCAGUCAUCAGGCUUUGGUUAGCGAGUUUGAAUUUGGUAGUACAGAAGUAACAUGUAAUGCUACUGACGGUGAAGGAAACACUGGUUUCUGUUUCUUCUACGUGGAUGUUUUCGAUACAACUGAACCAAAUUUACUGUGUCCAUCCAAUAUAACUGUCUGUGCCGAAUUUGGGACAAAUGCUGCCACAGCAUACUGGGACACAGCAACAGCGUCUGAUGACUGCUGUGAUUCUAUCACAUUAUCAACUAAUAUAAAUAAUGGUACAUCUCUUCAGUUGGGACUCAGUACUGUAACAUACACAGCUGUUGACUGCAAUGACAAUGACGCCCAAUGCGAAUUCUUUUUUAUCGUAGAAGAUUGUGAUAAACCAGUAAUAGCAUGUCCUGGUGAAUUGGCUCUAAUUGCUAAUGAAAGCUGCCAAGCUGUUGCAACAUGGGGCACUAUAGACGUUUCUGAUAACUCGGGCGAAAUAUUAGAUGCAAUGUGUGAUCAAUCAAAUGGUACUUAUUUAGAAGCAGGAGAAUUUCUCACUGUAAACUGUGGUGCCAUGGAUUCUGCUGGUAAUUCCGCAACAUGUGCCUUUAAUGUCACAGUGUCAGAUUUAACACCACCAAUAUUCAAUUGUCCUGAACCAGUUACAAAGUGCAACGAUGAAGGUCUAGCAAACGCUACUGUGUUUUGGAAUUCUACAAAUGAGACAGACAACUGUUGUCAAAAUAUAACAGUCAAUAGAAGUGAAGAUAGUGGAAGCAUCUUUGGCAUAGGAUCAUCAUCUGUUACAAUAAAUGCUGAAGAUUGUAAUGGAAAUUCAGAGAGUUGCACUUUUGAUAUUGUUGUUGAAGAUUGUGAACCACCUAUAAUUUCGUGUCCUGACUCUCAAACGUUGGAAGCCGGGCCGCAAUGCACCGCUACUUUUACUUGGCCAGAUCUCAACGUUAUAGACAAUGAUCUCAGCUCUGUUGAAACUACCUGUAAUUAUACAUCCGGGCAUGCAUUUGAUAUAGGAACAUCAAUUGUAGGUUGUACUACUGUAGACAGUGGAGACAAUGAAGACUCAUGUACUUUUAUUGUGUUUGUCCAAGAUUGUUCUUAUCCUUUGGUUGACUGUCCUGAUGACAUUGUUCUGGAAGCUAAUGCAGAGUGCAAUGGCACUCUUGAAUAUAAUGUGUCUGCAAUGACCACGGAUGGACAACGUCUUGAGCCAUCAUGUACUUCUCAAUCCGGGGAGGUAUAUAUUCUUGGCGAAGAAGAAGAAAUAAACUGCACAGCUACUGAUUCAGGAGGUCGCACAGGUUAUUGUCUGUUUACAGUGUCUGUUAAAGAUACAACACCUCCACAUCUAGAAUGUCCAGAUAAUAUUUUGCUGUGUUCAGAUGAUAGUACUGCUAAUGCAACAGUUUCAUGGGAAGAACCUGCUACUACUGAUUUACCAUGUUCAAACAUCAGCUUGAGUUCGAAUACAAGCACGGGUGUGUUUAGUGUGGGCACAAGUACUGUUGUUUACAAAGCAAAAGAUAGUUCUGGUAACAUUGCCUUCUGUGAAUUCAAUGUAACUGUCGAAGACUGUUCUGCACCAAUCAUCGUUUGUCCUGACAAGCAAAUUAUAACAGCGGGGUCUUAUUGUACAGGAUUACUGUCCUACAGUGUUUUGUCAUCAGAUAAUGUUGACUCUGAAUUAUCUCCUGUUUGUAGUAAUGUAUCUGGAUCAUAUCUUGAAUUGGGCUUGACAACCAUUAGUUGUAUUGUGACUGACAAUGCUGGUUUGUCAUCAAAUUGCUCAUUUGAUGCUGAAGUUAUUGAUACUUCUCAACCAACAAUUGUGUGUGCUGAUUCGAUUUAUGUAACCCUUGGCGUUGGAGAAACAGAACAGCUUGUGCAAUGGAAUACCACAACAAGUGAGGAUAAUUGUGGAAAUUUGAGUAGGUAUCACGAUGUCUAUUCUGCCACUUUAUCAGCAGGAACAUAUUCUUAUGUAUAUUCGGCCGCAGAUGGUUCUGGUAACAUUCAGAACUGCACUGUUGUAAUUACUGUUGAAGAGACGUUUGUAACAACACCAGAGACGUUUGUAACAACACCAGAGACGUUUGUAACAACACCAGAUGUGACAGGUACAAUAGAUAUAGUCACAAUGGUAGUAACAGAUGAUGUAACAACACGUAUAACGGAUACAGUCACAACGGUAGUAACAGAUGAUGUGACAACACGUAUAACGGGUACAACCACACCGGUAGUAACAGAUGAUGUGACAACACGUAUAACGGAUACAAUCACACCGGUAGUAACAGAUGAUGUGACAACACGUAUAACGGGUACAACCACACCGGUAGUAACAGAUGAUGUGACAACACGUUUAACAGGUACAACCACACCGGUAGUAACAGAUGAUGUGACAAUACGUAUAACGGGUACAACAACACCGGUAGUAACAGAUGAUGUGACAACACGUAUAGUGGGUACAGACACACCGGUAGUAACAGAUGAUGUGACAACACGUUUAACGGGUACAACCACACCGGUAGCAACAGAUGAUGUGACAACACGUAUAACGGGUACAGCCACACCAGUAGUAACAGAUGAUGUGACAACACGUUUAACGGGUACAACAACACCGGUAGUAACAGAUGAUGUGACAACACGCAUAAUGGAUACAACCACACCGGUAGUAACAGAUGAUGUGACAACACCUUUAACGGAUACAACCACAACAGUAGUAACAGAUGAUGUGACAACACGUAUAACAGACACAACCACAACAGUAGUAACAGAUGAUGUGACAACACGUAUAACAGAUACAACCACAACAGUAGUAACAGAUGAUGUGACAACACUUAUAACGGAUACAACCACAACAGUAGUAACAGAUGAUGUGACAACACGUAUAACGGAUAGAACCACACCGGUAGUAACAGAUGAUGUGACAACACGUAUAACAGAUACAACCACAACAGUAGUAACAGAUGAUGUGACGACACGUAUAACGGAUAGAACCACACCGGUAGUAACAGAUGAUGUGACAACAGGUAUAAUAGAUACAAUUACAUCACAACGUUCAACAGUCUGUGCUCCGAAUGAGUGGCAAUGUAGCAAUAGUGAUCAAUGUAUUCCCAUUGAUUACCUCUGUGAUGACAUUUCAGAUUGCUUCAACAAUGAAGAUGAGUCCUGUGACAAUUGUAACUGUUCGUGUCCUGCAACAUUCUUUAGAUGCCCUAGAAGCUACUGUAUAUUCGACGAGUAUACCUGUGAUGAAUUUCCGGAUUGUCCUGAUUUGUAUGAUGAAUCAUUUGAGCUUUGUGAUGGUAAAUGUGUGUCACCGGCUCCUCCAACGAAAGGGUUUAUAUAUGGAUAUGCACAUGCCUUCUAUAGAAAUGGUGAAUCCGUAGAAUUUGGGUGCUUCAGUGGUUACUCAGUAAUUGGACCUCAAACCAUCACUUGCAGUGAUGGAAAUUUUACUGAAAUUCCAAGUUGCCGUGAAAAUUGUGUACUGCCAUCUGCUCCAGACCGUGGGUAUGUGAAUGGUUCCACAAUUCAUGGUGGUAGCAUUACAUUUGGAUGUAAUACUGGGUACAGGCCAUCAACUGGCAGAUCUUUCACAGUUACGUCAGUAUGCAUCGAUGGCAGUUACAAUAUAACAUCGAUUAUAUGUAAAGAUGAUGAUGAGUGUCAGUCUGGCAGAAACGAUUGUGACGAUUUAGCCCUUUGCACCAAUACGGAUGGAAGUUACACUUGUCAAUGUAAUGAUGGAUAUGCUAGUAACGACAACGGACGCAAUUGUUUUGAUGUCGAUGAAUGCGAUAACAAUGGUAAUAAUUGUGCAACAUCUCCUGCUGGUUAUUGUAACAAUACUAUUGGAAGCUUUACAUGUGGUUGUAACGAGGGCUACCGACCAGUUGGAACUGAUUGCAUAGUUGACAUAAAAUCUAUAGAAGUCAAGAACUUAGGUGUUAUUUUCGACACUAAGAUGCUGCAAAAACAACAAGUCCGUAAUGUCUGUCGGGUAGCGUAUAUUGGCAUACGCAAAAUUGACAUCAUAAAUUUCCUGGAUACUACUCACAUACUGGUCCACACAUUUGUUACAUCCGGCCUUGACUUCUGCAAUAGAGUUUUAUAUAGUCUUCCAAAUACAGAACUGUCUAAAAUUCAAAGGAUUCAAAACAUUGCAGCUCACUUAACAACCAGAAACCAGUACUUUACACCUAUCCUUAACAAUCUCCACAGGCUAUCCAUAAAGAAACGGCUCAUCUUCCUGCUAUAA